Mercenaria mercenaria is the source of this 3534-nucleotide messenger RNA. RefSeq lists its product as uncharacterized. Gene Ontology annotation, molecular function: protein binding. The record is from RefSeq and is a predicted model, not a curated record. Bases 242 to 3415 code for a protein of 1057 amino acids. Lineage: Eukaryota; Metazoa; Mollusca; Bivalvia; Venerida; Veneridae. The transcript has 2 exons.
UAUGUUGCAGUUAAGUUUAUGUCGUUCUUAUCAAAAUGACGCAUUCCGUUUUCGGAAAAUGGAAAAAUACACAUGUAUACACACAGACAUGCGCAGUGAAGCGAUUGUUGUAGUAACAUCUCCAUUUCAGUAUGAAAUCGGUCUCAUAUGCAUGUUCUUGCAAAUUUGACGAUUACCUUUAUUAUGCACGGUGAAGUGGAUUAAGAUUAAGAUCUGCAUCGAAACAACUAGAUAUAAGAAAAUGGAAGACGAAAAAGAAUUGGAAGCUAAAUUAAAGCAGUUUCCAUCCAACUUUGACCUACUUGAAGAAGUAGAGCAGAUGUCUAAAGAAUAUGCGAAGAAAGUGAAGGAAAAGUUAUUGCAGGAGCAUGAAUCAACGCCAUACGACACUAACAUGGAAACCCUCAGGGCUUGGAAUUUGAUAUCGUUUCUUAGUUUUGUACUUGGAAAUGAGGCUGAAGCAUUUACAUAUAAUUCAAAGGUUUUAGAACUUAGCAAAGAUAAUAUUGUUGGCUUAUGUAAUAAAGCAUGGUUUUUGUUAAAGAAACAGGAACAGUAUUGCAGUAUCAGAGACAUAUGUAAGCAACUUAAGGAACAUAUUGCAAGCAGAGCCGUUUUUCUAACUGCAAAGGCAGAAAUAGCAUUUUGCUACUCUAGAUUUGGCGUAAAGCGGUAUGAAAAGUCGCGUCUGUUAUUCAAAGAAGUACUCGAUGAGUGCGCAAAAAUGAACGCCUUAGGUGAAUAUGUCAGAUGUACAUCAAACGAAACAGAAUAUUCUGAACACACUUCUAUUUCGACAAAUAGUAUUUGUAUCUGGACUUUUGGAUACGCGCUUACUUUCAAAAGAAUGCUGAAUUUUAAUAAUAUCCAUGACGCGUCUUCUCUAGACUUAUCAAAACAAACGCAUGUCACAUUAUGUGUCCUUUACAGUCGCAUCAUUGAUAUGAAAGGCCGAAAUAGAUGUCUGGAUCGAUAUAAAGCAAGGUCGUAUGUUGAAAUUGGGUCACUAGUUUACAAUGCUAGAAAAAACAAGGGCAGAUUUCCAAACGGUGUAAAAGAUAUUUUACCUGAACAUAGACACCUUUGGAAGCAAACAGAAACAUAUUAUACGACUGCUGUAGAACUUUGUCCGGAUGACAUUUUUGUGUUAGAACGGAGCGGAAAAUAUUUUCGGUAUAUUAAUAAGAUAGAAAAGUCUAUUGAACUUCUGAAAAAAGCAAUUGCGAUUAGAGACACUGCUUUCUCGCAUCACCAUCUGGCACUGUCUUUAAAGCGGCAGAUAGAGCGUGAAUCGCAGAAUACCGACCGCAGCAUUGACGGAGCUACUGACAUUGCAUCAGAGGAAAGACUGAACGUAUCCAGAAAUCUCUUAAGUAAAUUCGAAAAAGCAGAAGGCAGUAAUCAGUCUCAAAAACCAAGACACAGAAAAACAUUGACCAAAAGUUACAGUUCGAAGGCUUCGAAAUCAGCUGCAUCAUCUGCAAGAAUGACUGCAGAACAAAGGCAACAAGCAUGGUACACUGAAGCAGACAAAACAGAUGUUCAGACACCUCAUGCAGCAGGACUUUCCGAACAACUUGGCCUGAAACGUCAAGAUUUAGAAACAGAUCCGAAAUCCCCAACAUCACAUGCGGCUGCCACAUGUCCAACGAAUUUAUUACAUGAUCCGAGUACUGAACAUAUAAGUGACAUGCUAAAACAUACAUCUUUAGAUUCAGCUUAUGAAUCAAUGCUAUUUGAUUCGAAUUUGCCACAAAACGAACAUUAUGACGACACAUUGGAAACAUCCGGGCAACUGCGCCAAUCAACAAGAUCAAAUCGCAAGGACAUUUCUUCAUAUAACAGUAAAGAAAGGUUGCUCAGAAAAGAAGACUAUACACAGGGAUGGAAUAACAACAGUCAGAACCAACAUAGUAUUGGACGUACAAGAAACAAAUUAAGAAGUUAUUCUAGCGGUAAGAAAUUUGAACGCAGUAUCUCCGAGCAGCCAGCUGCUUACCAUUAUCGUGGAAAUACAGACUAUUUGUCAAAGGGGAGACCGGGAAGAAUGGAUUAUAGAUCAGCGUUUAGGAAAGGACGAUCUUUGGAAGGCCAUCAUGCAUCCAGUGAUAGAACGGCUGUCAUAAACAUGUUAAAGAGUCCUCAAAAACCAAAAUAUAUUGACAAAGUCGAAAAGGGAGAAACCAUUGAAAAAAUAAUAUAUCAUUUGGAUAAAUCUGUUGAAAAGUCAAAUAACUGCGGAGCCAUUUAUGACAAGGGUAUUUUAUACAGACAAACAGAACAGCACAGGGAAGCUCUGGCGACAUUUAAGACUCUUAUUAGAAACGAAGGCGGGUAUUGUUCACAUAUACAGUUAUCAAAUGCAUUUGAACAAGCAGGGUUAUGUCUAUACGACAUUCUGUGCGAAUCUGGUGAGGAGAAUGAAAGUCUCGAGUACGAUAUGAGGAUGUAUUUUAAGAAAUCUAUAGAAAUAUCAUGCAUGCUUGUUUCCAAAAUUCCAUUCCUGAAAGAUUGCUGGGUUUCUGCGCCUACUUUACAUGCAUUUUUAUCAGGAAAAGCAAAAACCAAAGAAACGUUAAAAGACUUGUCAUUUUUGUUUAAGAAAUUCGAAAACUACGGUGAAGCUAUUACUGUUCUGAACGAAUUGAAGAAGCUGUCUGAAGACGAAAUCGAGAAAGCUAAGAUAGAUUUGGAACUUGUUCAACACUACCUGUGUGAUAGGAAAUAUGACGAUGCUGUAUUGGCCUUAGAUAUGAUUAUGUGUCUCCCGGAUGGUUAUACGCUCAUAGAUGAAAACCUUUACCUGCGGGUACACAUAGAUGGUGGAAUUGAUGCAUUGAAGAAUGGAGACUCUGAAAUGGCCCGUCUGAGGUUGAGAAACGCAUUAGAUUUUCACAGAUGUAAAAACGUUGUUAAUGAAAUCGAAGAUGACGAAAAUGAAAGCGACCAAGAUAAGGAAGAAAAUAGUUUCGAUAUUUUUAUUCUUUGCAAUACAAAUACUGAGGACCGAAUUACAAACCUAAUGAAAGCAAUAACUGAAUUUACUCUCAGAGUUACACUUAACUUUCUUCACGUUAUGCCCGGAGAGCUGAAACUGUCUGGAAUAUGUCAUAUAAUGAGACGUUCAAAGCAUGUUCUGCUUAUUUGUGAUGAUGAACCUUUAGAAAAACGGGUGUUGCAUUACUUUGAAAUGAUGCAAGAGAUAAUAUUUGAGAGGGGAUACGGACAUAUAGUGAUUUUAACGGCAAAUCAAGAUGUUGUCGUUCACAAACAUAUCUCUUUGUUUCCCAGAAUUUAUAUGGACUUAAACUUUAAUGCUGAAGAUACUGGCACAAAAAGCCAUGAAAAUGAACUUGUGUGUGAAAAGAUAAAAGAACUUUUGACUAAGUUAGCAUGCAGCAAAGGAAAAGUUUAAAUCACAAUUUGUAAACCAUGUUUCCGAAAUUAUUAUAUCCACGACUUAUAAAUAUUACAUUUUUAAGUGGUUGUGAUGGACAUACAAGAAACUAUAAAAUAUAAAGAUAGAUAUAUUUA